GUCAAAUUUGUUUGGUAGUUGUUGCACUGGAUAGUGGAUACGAUUGGUACUAUAGAUUUAAAUCGAAGUACACACCCAUUUAUAUUUUUUUUGUUAUUUAUUGUUUUAUUGUGCUGAAAUAGUUUCAUGAGUUAACUUUAACAUCACCACUAUGGUAUCUAAGUCUAAAACUGGGUUGUUUGCUCUUAGUUUCUUUGGAUUAGCAUCUUUAUUGAUAACCAUAGCUUUUGUUAGUCCAUACUGGUUAGUUACUGAUGGGAAGUUGAAAAAUCCUAAAUUUAUUAAAAUAGGUUUGUGGGAAGUUUGCUUCAAUGGGUUUGAAGAAAUUCAUCAUUGGUAUGACACAGUUUUUAAAGGCUGUUGGUGGAUUUUUGAAGAAGAAUAUUACAUAAUCCAUGACAUACUACUACCAGGCUUUUUUAUUGCUACACAAUUCUUUUUCACAAUAUCUAUGUGUUGUGUUUUAAUAUCACUUUUCAUAUCAUAUUUGUAUAUGAAAAAAGAUGAAGAUGAUGAUAAUUAUGUUACUUUACUGGUAACUUUUGGCACAAUUCUUGUUAUUGGAGGCUUCUCGGGAAUCAUAUCAGUGGUCACAUUUGGAGCUAGAGGUGAUGGACGGGACUGGAUGCCUAAUUGGGAACACAAUGAUCUUGGCUGGUCAUUUGCCCUCGGAGUUGUUGGGGUCAUCUUUCUCUUUCCAGCUGGCAUAUUAUUUCUCAUUGAAGCCAGAGUACGAAAGUACAAGAGAUUGCAUGAGAUGCAAAGUAGAGAUCCAUCCUCUUACAGUAUGCGUGAGAGAAAAGUAGCCUACCCAGGCCACACUGAUAUUUAAAUAUCUUAAGUUGGUUUCUAUUUGAAGAAAAAAAUAAUUUUAGAUUUUAAUAACUGUUGUUGCAACUAUUAUAACAGAUUCCGUCCAAUCUAUGAAUCUCAUUUUAAGAAUUUGUUGUACAUUAAGUAUCUAAAGAAAUUUCCUUACUUAAAUAAAGUCCCUCCUUUAUUAAAGUUGUAUAAAAAAUAGUUUUUGCAAUAAUCACAGCAUUAUAAUUUAAUCAAAUUACAGACAAAUAGUACAUUUGUCAAUUUUGAAAAAUCAUCUUUUCUAUAUAUAUAUUUUAUAUCUUUAAUAUGUGACACUGAUAUUUCAUAAAUAUAAAAAUUGUUUGCUUAUUUAAACUUAUGAAAUAUCAGUCUAACUACCAGUUUAUUUAGUUAUCUGACAAAUACUGAAUACUCAUUGGUUACCUAUUACAGCAUAAACUGCUAUAGACCAAUAACCAUUCAGGUUUAAGUAAAAUUAGUUACUUUGACUUUGACAAGUAAUAUAAAAAAUGAAGUUUAUAAAAAUUAUAAUGCCUAACCAUGCAUUAAAAGUAACAUAUUUAUUUAAAAUCAUUGCAACAAUUUUUAGUUUAAAAAAAAAUAUUACAAUAUGUACCAUCCUAUAAUAUGCAUUUACUUUUACGCACAUUUUAUUAUCUUUGUGCUUUAAUAUACAACAAAUAAUAUUAAUAACAUUUAGCAUGCUUCAAAAUUGCAAUGUGUGCUUAAUACAAAAUACUUAAAAACCUAAUGCUCAGUUCUUUCUAUUUUUAAUAUUUUCUCAAAAUAUAGUAUUUUACAUUGUGUUACAGUAUUUUUGUACUUAUGUCCAUUUUACAUUUGUAUAAUUGUUUAUAUUACAAGGUUAUGUGUAAGUAAAUAUAGUUUGACAGUUAAAUACAGUUUAAUAAUAACAAUAAGAUAUAUGUUUACAGUGUGUAAGUUCAAAUACAAUUUAUUCUUUAUUGUGUAAUACUGUUGUUGUUUUACCUUUACUGCUUGUGAUUAUUAUUAGCCCCUAAUAUAUAUACAUAAAAUAUAUUGAUUAUUUAUAUGAACACCAAAAUAUGCAGUCAUCUUUUCAGUGGAACAAAAUAAACAAAACAAUGUAGGUAUUCAGCACUGAAUACACUAGUGAGUGAAUAAGUAUAACAAUUACCUCUGAACGAAGAAAUAGGUAAAAAGCAAUGUGUGUAAUAUAAUAUCUGAAAUUAAAUCUGUUUG
This is a messenger RNA of Vanessa atalanta (red admiral), 2046 nucleotides long. RefSeq lists its product as uncharacterized. Gene Ontology annotation, biological process: septate junction assembly; regulation of tube size, open tracheal system. Gene Ontology annotation, cellular component: membrane; septate junction. NCBI's taxonomy places the organism in Eukaryota, Metazoa, Arthropoda, Insecta, Lepidoptera, Nymphalidae. The record is from RefSeq and is a predicted model, not a curated record. Bases 152 to 832 code for a protein of 226 amino acids. The transcript has 3 exons.